AUGGCUUAUGAUCCUAAGAAAUCAAGUAAAUUAUACUUUUACGUUCGGAUAAAUGCUGUUGAUAAUGUUAAACGAACUCUUAGAUGGACAACAAUUGAUGAUAUAAAUCGUAUCGAACCAAACAGGAGUACAGCACUUCAUGCAGCAUGUUAUUAUGGUUAUAAAGAUAUUGUGGAAUUAUUAAUAAACGCUAAAGCGAAUCGUUCGAUUAUAAAUGGAUACGGUAAUACACCGUUACAAGAAGCUGCAACAAAUGAAAUAAGAUGUUUACUAGAAUGUCCAACUCCACAAGAGUCUAAAGUUGAUUGGUUAAUAAUUGAUGACACAAAUCUUGUUAAAAAUGCAAUAAAAUACCGUUCUACAUUAAAGAAAUUAAGUUAUGAUAUUCGAGAUUCAAUACCAACAAUUAUUACUAAAUAUCUAGAUAAAGAUUUACAAAAUAUAGCUGGUAUUGAAAAAAUUAAACAACUAUUUAUUGAAGCAGAUAGAAACAAUAAUCCUAAAUCUAUUAUUGAAGCUUAUACAUUAGACACGGAAUUUUGUCAUCAGUUGAAUCGUGAUUUAGCUGCAACAUCUCGAGAUGUAUUAAAUGUUAAAUGGUUUGCAUAUAAUGAUCCAUUUUUAAAGUUUUGGACUACUCAUGGCUGUUUAGCUGGUAUUAUUGCACAACAUUCAAAAUUAAAAGAAUAUCGAUUUUUUGGUAAAUCUUGUUAUCGUGGUAUGAAAUUAAGUCAGAAUGAUUUAGAACUGUAUAAAGUUAACGAUAAACCUAUUAUGACUAAAUCUUUUUUAUCAACAUCAAAAAGUAAAACCAUAGCAACUGAAUUUGCGUUGAAUGAUGAUUACAAUAUUAGUAAUCACAAAUAUCCGAUAGUAUGUACAUAUAAGGUAUUAAAUAAACAUACAGCAUUAGAUAUUGAAAAUUUAUCAGUAUUUAAAUCUGAAAAAGAGGUUCUAAUUGCACCAUAUACUGUAUUUAAAGUAAAAAGUUGCACGGAAGUGGAGUUUACAUCCGGCAAAAUCGGUUAUGAAAUGGAAUUAGAAGAAUGUAUUUGA
Messenger RNA from Didymodactylos carnosus, 1056 nucleotides. Lineage: Eukaryota; Metazoa; Rotifera; Eurotatoria; Philodinida; Philodinidae. The record is from the annotation of a GenBank genome assembly.